AAGAUGGGUUUACAACCCAUGGGCUGUGUUGAACUGGGCCGUUUGAAGCCGAAGCAAACUUUCGCAUGUGUCCCGUCCCCUGUGAUUUUUUUCACUCACCCUUUCGGGCCUUUCGUCUAAACGGAGCAGCAAACACUGAAUGUACUGCGGUGCCUCGCCCUGCCGGCGAUCAUCAACGGUGAAGCGGUGAAGGUCAGAUCUCGAGCUCCUUCCCCGUGCGCAUAUGCGCUGACCCUCUAUAGGUUCGUUUUAGCACGGGUAUUCAUCUUGAACCACCCACCAUAAGGAACAAGUUGCAGUAGCAAGCAAGAAUCAAGAUGAAGUUCAGAGUUGUAUGCAGGAAGCUGUACGACUACGUGCGCUACGACCUCAAGGAGAUCGCCUUCCCGUCGUCGCUGCCCGAUCCUCCACACAUCAAGAAGAGGCCUAAGCUCACAUGGCACGACCGCUGGUGCAUCCUCAAGGAGGUCACUCGGCUGUACGGCGCGUCCUGGGUCAGGGACAUCGGCCCCGACCUCAGGCCAAACGACUACAAGAAGGCAGUCGAAAACGAUGCGGAGGAGCCAUCCGAUGGCAAGCCCAUCUCUGACAAUGGCAAGAAAGGGAAGAGCAGCGAGCCCAGUGUGCUGGAGGACCUUGCGGUGGCUGCAAGGGGCGGUGCAGAGACUCUGAAGCCUACGCUAAGGCGGAUUUACAUGACCCGUGCCGCGACGUACACGGACGCCAUGAAGAAUUUCGUGGAAACGUAUCAGGAGGGACUCAAGGACCAGCUGCAGGAGAAGGCUGCUGAUGGGGAGGCUGGUCGUCAGCAACUGCAGCAGGGUGAUGAGGCGACGCCGAAACCGCCACCGCCGCCAUCUUCAUCAUGAUAUCAUCAUCGGCUUUAUUUCAGCAGAUGAUCAAUGCCAUCACAAGUUUUUGCUUGCAGCACAUCCUUGAAUUUGUUGUGCAAUCCACAGGUCAUGAUACAUGCUGAAAUAACUAUUUAUCACUUAAGCAAGGAUCUCUCAAAAAUCAGAUGACUUGUAUUCAUGCAAUCUGAUUCUGCAAAUCUAGGUGAUGCGAACUAGCACACGCUUGUGAGUGAGCUUUGGCUUUGCUGUUGCUACCAAUAUGUGACACCGAUUGCCACUGUUCAUUUCUGUUUGCUGAUUGAAAUGCGUAUGGUUGUGCAAUUUGUCUUUUA
Setaria italica (foxtail millet) is the source of this 1186-nucleotide messenger RNA. RefSeq lists its product as uncharacterized. The transcript has 2 exons. The record is from RefSeq and is a predicted model, not a curated record. The coding region runs from base 318 to 869 and encodes 183 amino acids. Lineage: Eukaryota; Viridiplantae; Streptophyta; Magnoliopsida; Poales; Poaceae.